Messenger RNA from Pantherophis guttatus, 2112 nucleotides. Its product is annotated as bactericidal permeability-increasing protein-like. Gene Ontology annotation, biological process: lipopolysaccharide-mediated signaling pathway; innate immune response; defense response to Gram-negative bacterium. Gene Ontology annotation, molecular function: lipopolysaccharide binding. The record is from RefSeq and is a predicted model, not a curated record. NCBI's taxonomy places the organism in Eukaryota, Metazoa, Chordata, Lepidosauria, Squamata, Colubridae.
AAAGGAAAGGAAAGGAAAGGAAAGGAUGGAUGGAUCACUUAGUAACUGUGUUUACACAACAAAUUUACCCUGAGUUGCACGUUUGCUGGAUUGCUAGACAACAGUGAAACGUAAACCAAAGAGCCUGGAUUUCCAGAACAGGUCAAGCUACUCCCCAGAUUAACUCCCCAGAUUCAGUCUUCUAACUAAGUUUAGCCUGUUCUGCAAAAGCUUCUUCUCCCAACCCUUCGGAUGGUUGCCAAUGCAAGCGGAGAAACUCUAUGCAAGAUAACACAAGCAGAUGUACAUAUCAAAAGCUGAUGCACCCAGCGGCAGGGUCUGCAGACACCCACCCUGGUCUGAGCAGAAGGUCUCCAGGAGUUUGGAGGGGUGAAGAUGCGUAGGGUCAGCCUUCUGGUGUUCUGGCUGGGCUGCUUAGUGCCCUCGUCGGAGGGCGUAAACCCAGGAUUUGCAGGCAGAAUCACCAGGAAAGGAUUGGAUUAUGCAUGCCAAGAGGGAGUCGCAACCUUGCGGAAGGACUUGCCUGCGAUCAUUCUGCCCGAAUUCUCUGGCACCUACAGAGUGAAAAUUAUUGGAAAUGUCAACUACAGGUUCUACAGACUGAACUUUCGUAGGUUCGAGCUGUUCCACUCAACAAUUGAGCCCAUGCCGGGCCAGGGCCUCAGGGUCUCCAUCAGCAAUGCUUUGGCUGAAAUGACCGGCCAUUGGGAGCUGAAGAAACGUUGGCUGAAGGAUGAUGGCUCCUUUGAACUGAAGGUUGACGGCAUCUCCAUCUCUGUGGGCUUGAAGCUGGGGAGCGAUGCCACCGGGAGACCAACGGUUACCACCUUGGAUUGCAACACCCACAUUUCCAAUGUCGACAUUGAUAUUUCUGGCAAAUGGGAGUGGCUGUAUAACCUCUUCGAAACCAAGGUUGAAUCAGCUUUCAAGACAGUCAUGGAAAGCAAGAUAUGUGAGAUAGUGAGAACUUCCAUUAACUCCAAACUGCAGCCCCAUCUUCAGUCAUUGCCAGUUACCGCCAAUAUCGACCACACAUCAAACAUUGAUUAUUCUCUGGUUGGGCCACCAGUUGCGACAAGUGAUUGUGUAGACCUGGACCUCAAGGGUGAAUUCUUCUCCACCGGCCAUCGCUCUCCUGCUCCUUUCCCACCGCCUCCUCUCUCUUUCCCGGUGGAUCACGACCGCAUGGUCCAGUUUGGGAUCUCCACUUACUUCUUCAACACAGCUGGCGACGUCUACUACAAAGCAGAAUCCCUGACCUUCUGGGUCGUGGAUGAGAUGGUUCCUCAGGAGAUCAAAAUCCGGCUGAACACCUCCUCCUUCCAACCCUUCAUCCCGCAGCUGAAGAAGCUCUACCACAACAUGCCGAUGAAGCUGAAGGUCUCCCCUUCUUCGGCCCCAUCUCUGAGCAUCACCCCCGAAACCCUCUCGCUGACCCCUUCGGUUGACAUCCAGGCCUUUGCGAUUCUCCCAAAUUCUUUCCUGGCGCCCCUCUUUCUGAUCGGAGUGACCAGCCCAGUUUCUGCCAAAGUUGCUGUCAAUUCUACCAGGAUCUUUGGGAACCUGAAGCUUGGCAGGUUGAAGUUCUCCUUAAAGCACUCAGAUGUUGGGUUCUUCUCGGUACAAGUGUUGGAAUCCCUCAUAAACUUCCUUACGGCCAGCAUCCUAAUUCCACAGAUGAAUGCCCGUCUGGCUGAAGGAUUUCCCCUCCCCCUCCUGGAUCACCUGGAGCUCUCCAACCCCAUCCUUCAGGCUCACCAGGAUUUCCUGGUCUUUGCAUCGGACGUGCGCUACGGAUAGAGAAGGUGCAGAGGAGAAACAGAGAAAAAUAGGAGGAAAAAAUAGGAGGAAUAUUAUCCCUACUCCUGGUUCCACUGGAGUUCAGUUUGGGGUUCUGCAGAAAAUUCUCCAGGAACAGCCCUUUUCACAUGGAAUUCUCUCCCCCCCCCCCAAUCUCAAAGACUGCCAAGGACCCUUCAGUUCAUCCCUGAGCUACAAAUAUUCCUGCCUAUUGGAGUUAACAUUUGUGUUUGCCCGUGCUUUCAGCCAUUUGCACCUUUGGACAGCUCAAAAUAAUAAUAAAAAAAUCAACUGGAGGAAAAUCCUAGACAA